This is a messenger RNA of Equus caballus (horse), 663 nucleotides long. Lineage: Eukaryota; Metazoa; Chordata; Mammalia; Perissodactyla; Equidae. The record is from RefSeq and is a predicted model, not a curated record.
AUGCACCAGAAACGAAGAGUCGUAUGGAAAUACAACUGCAGUGCCCAGUACUACUUCUUCUCGUUGGCUGGCACUGAGCUCUUCAUCCUCACCACCAUGGCUUUUGACUGCUAUGCUGUCAUCUACCGACCACUCCACUACCCACUGCUACUCGGCCCCCAAUCAUGUGGUAUUCUGGCUGGGGUCUCCUGGUCUGUGGGAUUCCUCUGCCCCACGUUCCUCUCAUUCCUUCUUGUACAAAUCUCCUUCUGUAUUCCCAACCAGAUCAACCACUUCUGUGAUGCUGAUCAGAUUUUCUGCCUUUCCUGCACAGACACAUAUGCCAUCCCAGUAGUGGGCUGUGCUUGUAGCACUGUCAUUAUCUUAGGAGCCCUGGUCUUUACCAUGGCUUCCUAUGCCCAAAUCCUGGCCACAAUUCUAGCCAUGGCUUCCACUGCUGCCCAACACAAGGCCUUUUCCACAUUCAAAGCUGACCUUUCUGUGGUGACUAUCUACUUUGGCACUCUCAUCUUCAUACAUGUCCGCCCAGCAAUAAAAUAUGAAUCAAACAUCAAAAAGAUUGUGGCUAUCUUCUACUUAGUCAUCUCUCCACUUUUCAAUCCUCUCAUCUAUAUAUUCCACAACAAGGAUGUGAAAGAAGCUCUGAAGUUCUUAGUGUCCUAG